AUGCCGCACAAGACUCCGCGCAAGUCCGCCCGCAAGUCCUCGCACAAGGCUUCCAGCCACACCGAACUCAACCUCGACGCCGUGAGCGACCAAGGUGUGGGUGACGCCCAGGUUGCCCAAGAGGCUCCCCCCAACAGUGCAUCUAUGGAGCGCUACCUACAAGAGCCGAACCCAGUAACUGCCAGAAUCGCCCUCGGUGGUGGUGAAGAGGUGGAGUGGCGUUAA
Messenger RNA from Verticillium nonalfalfae, 225 nucleotides. RefSeq lists its product as uncharacterized. The coding region runs from base 1 to 225 and encodes 74 amino acids. Lineage: Eukaryota; Fungi; Ascomycota; Sordariomycetes; Glomerellales; Plectosphaerellaceae. The record is from RefSeq and is a predicted model, not a curated record. The transcript is spliced from 2 exons.